UGCGGCCAUUUUUUGCAUUUUUUGUUGACGAUUCAGUAAAAGAAUCCGUCUGUAUCUAGGUGUAUAUCAAGCAUCAAAUAUUGAAAUAUAUUUCAAAAUGUACCCAAAAUAUUUAGCAAAACUUCUGUUUACGUCGUUUUUGGUUUUCUUCGUCCGAUGCGACGAACAUAAUCAUAUUUAUGAAGAUGGUGAGGAAGUUGUUCUCUGGAUGAACACUGUUGGACCAUACCACAACCGACAAGAGACUUACGAAUACUACUCCCUUCCAUUUUGUCGUGGACCGAAAGAAACGAUAAGCCAUUACCAUGAAACCCUAGGGGAAGCUCUUCUUGGUGUAGAGUUGGAGUUCAGUGGACUUGCUUUGGAGUACAAAGCUGAUAUGACCAAAACAGAGUACUGCGGUAUUGAUCUGUCUGAAGAGAAGUACCAAGCCUUCAUCUAUGCCGUAAAGAGCCACUACUGGUACCAGAUGUACAUCGAUGACCUUCCUAUAUGGGGUAUUGUUGGCGAAAUUGAUGAGGGUGGAGAUGGUCACUAUAUUUGGACUCACAAGAAAUUUGAUAUUGGGACUAAUGGCAAGAUGAUUGUUGAUGUGAACUUGACCAGCGAAGUUAAGGUCAAACUGAGUGCUGGAAUAAAGAUCCCAUUUACAUAUGAGGUCAAAUGGCAUGACUCAAAAAUCAAGUUUGCUGAUCGUUUCGACAAGUACCUGGAUCCAAAUUUCUUUCAGCAUCGGAUUCACUGGUUUAGUAUUUUCAAUUCCUUCAUGAUGGUUAUAUUUCUGGUUGGGCUGGUCAGUAUGAUUUUGAUGCGGACACUUCGCAAGGAUUAUGCCCGAUACAGCAAGGAAGAGGAUUUAGAUGAUAUGGAGAAAGACCUUGGUGAUGAAUAUGGUUGGAAACAAGUGCAUGGUGAUGUAUUCCGUCCUGCCUCGCAUCCGAUGCUGUUUUCAGCUUUGAUUGGGACUGGCUACCAUAUUGCCAUUGUGGCCACCUGUGUCAUUACGUUUGCUAUCAUCGGAGAGCUGUACACAGAACGUGGGUCAUUGCUUAGUACAGCCAUCUUUGUGUAUGCUGCCACAGCGCCAGUUAAUGGAUAUUGCGGAGGUAGCCUAUAUGCCAGAAUGGGAGGAAAGGUGUGGAUCAAACAGAUGGUGAUGAGUGCCUUCAUGCUGCCAACCUUUGUGUGUGGGACAGCUUUCUUCAUUAACUUCAUUGCCAUUUACUAUCAUGCAUCACGGGCCAUUCCGUUCGGAACUAUGGUGGCUGUGACCUGUAUAUGUAUCUUUGUGAUCCUGCCCCUGACACUGGUUGGAACCGUACUAGGUCGCAAUCUGUCUGGUCAGCCAAACUACCCCUGCCGAAUCAAUGCAGUACCAAGACCCAUCCCAGAAAAGAAGUGGUUCAUGGAACCAUCUGUGAUUGUGGUCCUCGGAGGUGUCCUGCCAUUUGGCUCAAUAUUUAUUGAAAUGUAUUUCAUCUUCACGUCGUUUUGGGCGUACAAGAUCUAUUACGUAUAUGGCUUCAUGCUUCUAGUCUUUGUCAUUCUGGCCAUUGUGACCACCUGUGUGACCAUCGUCUGUACCUACUUCCUACUGAAUGCUGAAGACUACCGAUGGCAGUGGACGAGUUUUCUAGCUGCUGCUUCUACUUCGGGCUAUGUCUAUCUUUAUUCUUUUUAUUAUUUUUUCUUUAAAACAAAAAUGUAUGGUCUGUUUCAGACGGCCUUCUACUUUGGUUACAUGGCCUUAUUUAGUGUGGGCCUAGGGAUAAUGUGUGGUACUUUUGGUUAUUUUGGGACUAGCAAAUUUGUGAGAAAAAUCUAUUCGACUGUGAAAAUUGACUAGCAUGGAGGAUUGUUCAUCCCUGCGUCUGACAGCUGAUAACAUGAAACACACAAAAAGUGGUGAUGGGUACAGUUAACGGAUUGAAUGAAAAGAGUGAUCUUCAGCGUGUAACGUGAUUCUUUGGCAGGCACACUUCAGAAAUCAGUCGUGCUAAAAAUACACAAGUCUUGAUGCCUUGAAAAAGACCUGUCCAAAAAAAAACGGGGGAUGGGGGGGAAAUCGAAGUUAACCACAUUAACAUACUGUCAACAAUUUCUGUUGAUAAAAAUGUAGUUAAAAAGAUGUACAGGCUAAUUUUGUUUUUCAAAUCGCCUGCACUAAGUGAAGGGAGGUAAUAUGACACUCUCUAACGUAGUAAAAAAAUUUACAAACAAAAACGAAAGGAAAAAAGAUUGAGUUACUGGUUAAGGAGAGGGGACUUUUUUCUUUCUUUCUUUUUUUGUUGCUUUUUUCAGGGUUUUUUCUUUCUUUUUGUUUUUGUUUUGUUUUUUUAUAUAACUUUUAAGGUGUGUAUCAUCAGACAGUUACACAUUUUCGUUUAUUUAUUGAAAUUAUUUUACGUCUUAUUUUGCAAACAUUCAAGUAUUGUGGAAAAUGAACUCCUUGUGGAAGUUUGGAAAUGUGUACAUUAAAAUCCAAAGUGUUUUCUUUGGGUUUCGAUGCGGGAAGCUACUUAUCCAAAGUGGUUGGCUGUGAGUGCAGUGCUCAUUAAAAAAAAACCCCAAGGAUGAUGUGAUUAAUCAGUAAAGAAGCAACUAGCAUUGAUAUUGCAAUGAAAUGUACUGGUUGUCGGUUUCAUGUUUACAAGCAUUAUUUGAAAGAUUGGUACCAAAUUGAGAUAAAACAUGCGAACUGUUCAGUUAAUAGGGGUGUGUGUAAUGAUUAAAUAUCAAUAGAUUUUACUGUCAGAACUUUGUUGCAUAAAAGUCACUUGCAUCUUGUUCAGAACGCGUCCCCAUGGUGACCGGUUAUUUAAUUGCUUCUUUUGAACAUUGUUCACUUGGCACAUAACAAAAUUUGUCUCUUGUAAUAAAGUGUGUUCUGUUAAUAUCACUUAACAACAGUUGGAAUUAAUUACUAUACAAAAAAACUAUGAAGUGAAGAUUUUUAGCUAUAAAUGUUAAGUAUUAAAUGUUCUGCAUUCCGAAAGACUACUGUAUAAAAUGGCUCUUAUAAAAACAGUUUAACAUAAUUUUUCAUUAUUCAUGAAUCGAUGAAUACUAGUCUGUAUUUUUUUUGUUCAAAACUGAAAAUCGUAGGGAUUGGAAUUUGUUUAAUUUUCUAUCUGUCCAUUAAUUUUGUGAUUGAUCUCAGUAUUGUAAGUUUGAAGUUAGAAUGGGUGUAUUCAUAAAGUGUAGAGCAUUGUCUUUAACUAUUUUAUUUUAAAGGGAUGGAUGGGGUCAUUAAUUUUUUUUAAUCUGUGAUGUACGAUAGAACUUCUUGUAGAAAUUUGAAAUGUUUGCUCUAAUAAUACCAGUUUAGCAGAGUACUAGAAUGGAUAUUGUAUCAGACCUCCCUCACUGUGAAAUUCCAGUCUGCAGUCAUGUACAAAAACACAUGUAUUGUUUUCAUAGUUGGCAUUUCAUAGUUGGCAGUUGUGCAUAAAGCCAUUAAUAUUUGCUGGUUGUUGAAAAAAUUUGUUUCCAUUUCAUUAAUAAUAAGUAGCAGAUUUCAUUGUCUUGUUUACCCCAUUCCAACAAGUAGUCCAUUAUCAGUAACUUAAAUUAAAACAAGAUGCAUUUAAUAGUUAAUGUUUUUGCCAAAAAGUUCUUUUUGACUAAAGAAUCAUUAGAGUUACUGUCGUAUUAAAUUGCACAUUUUACUGCUACAUGCAUAUUACUUUAAUCUUUGUAUACGGUACAUCAUUGUAAGUUAUAAAUUUUAAUGAACUGUUAUAAUGACUUAGAGUAUAGCCCUAAAAAAAAGUUUGCUUUUAAUUGCCUGUGCAUUCUAUUACAUGUAUUUUUGAGUGCAGUACCAUCAUAGUUUGGAAAAUAGUUUACAAAGCAUUUGUGAUUUCAUAACACAGCUGAUGCAGAAAUUGCAUGUAAAAACUGUUACGAUGUGUAAAUUGUGUUGAUGUAGUAAAUUUUAUUGAAUCUUUUUAUUUUCAAGACUAAAAUAAAAAAAUAUCUUAGUUUUAAAAGUAGAAAGUGUUUCAUCCAUGUAUUUGAAGUGCUUACUAGAGCUAACAGAUUAAAGUUUGAAUAGUUUCAGCUUUUAGACGGGAUAAUUGUUGCUGUUUUGCUUUAUGGGAAAAACAUGGUCUAGUUAUUGUUGUUAUUAUUAAGUUAUGGGGGAGGGGUAUCAUGAUCAAGCAGGGGUUUUUUGGGGGGGGUUUAAUGCGUUCUUGAAUUAUUUUGGAAAAGAUCAUUUUAGAUGAUCAAAUCCGUUUGCUUUUAACCAGAUACAGACUUUGUUACUGUCCAUUCUACAUGAUAAAAUGUAGACUGAAAGGUGUUGAUCUGCCUAUAUUUUUAUGUUGAAAACACUGCAACAAAAGGUCAAGUUCUGUUUGUACAAAUAGGAUAGUUUGGAAUCGUAAAUGCAUUAUGAUAACGUCCCCUUUGACACCAUUGUACAAGAUUAGUUUUUCCAUGUUUACAAUGACUAUUCCUGAAGUAUUUUAUAUGGAAGGCCCUUUUUAUAAAAUUGUAUUUAAAAUUGUCUGCUGUAUUAAUUGAGAGUACCAACAUCACUCAUUGGAAUUUAAUCAAAAUGGCAUUUCAACCAUAGCUUCAACCAGUUUAUACGAGAUGGAAGUUCACUUCUAUACUUUAAUUAACUUACGUAUGAAAAUGUUGAAUAGUCAUGCUGGGUUAAAAUAAUUUUUAUUUCAUAUAGUAAAUUGUUGCAGCUGCAACAGUAUGUUAUUUUUAAAUGUUGCAUCGUGGGACUGGAUGAGUUUUUAUCAUUUUCAGUUAUAUAUAAUAUCGGACUAAUGCUGGUGUACAUAUUAUGUAUAAAUGGAGUAACAGUGUGUUGCAUAUAAAAAUGUACAUAUUACUCUGCGUGCAUGUGUCACUGUGUGUAUGUGUCACUGCGUGCAUGUGUCACUGCGUGUAUGUGUCACUGCGUGCAUGUGUCACUGUGUGUAUGUGUGCGAGCACUGUUGUAUUUGUUGCUGUUGAAAAUAUAUUUUAUGGUCGCCAAUGAUUUAAUAUGUGGGGUAUCUUUAUUGCUUUGGAAGUUCUGUCAUUGAUGUAUAUUUGAUGUUUUUAUAUGAUGCUUUGUAGACAAAUUGUUAUAUUCAUGUUGAAUUUAUGUAAAUUAUUGGUGGUUUUAAUA
This is a messenger RNA of Gigantopelta aegis, 5134 nucleotides long. RefSeq names its product transmembrane 9 superfamily member 3-like. Gene Ontology annotation, cellular component: membrane. NCBI's taxonomy places the organism in Eukaryota, Metazoa, Mollusca, Gastropoda, Neomphalida, Peltospiridae. The coding region runs from base 98 to 1846 and encodes 582 amino acids. Gene Ontology annotation, biological process: protein localization to membrane. The record is from RefSeq and is a predicted model, not a curated record. The transcript has 15 exons.